Molecule: messenger RNA, 1345 nt
Organism: Linum trigynum
Lineage: Eukaryota; Viridiplantae; Streptophyta; Magnoliopsida; Malpighiales; Linaceae
Source: the annotation of a GenBank genome assembly
UAGAUUGCUCGGUCUCUAUUCUGAUGUCUUGAGUUGGAUGUAUGAGUUGACUGUUUUGAGUAAGUGGUUGAGUCAAGUCUAAGUUGGUUGGUGAACAGAAGGGAGACUCUUCCUUUACUCGAUUUUGCUGCACUCGAAUGUCCUUUGUGGUGGUUGUCCAGGUUGCUAUUGAGGUUGUUCAUGUAUUGAUGUUUGAAAACCAGUACAAUUCACGUGUUCUGUGCCUUUAUGACUUGUCCCCAAUGUUGGUUGAUUGAAAUAUGUGAGCUUACCUUGUAUCUGACUUGGUUUGCUUGUGGACAAGCAAACGGUUAAGUGUGGGGGAUUUUGAUAGACCGUUAAUUACACAUGUUUUUACCCCUGUUCUUACACCGUUUGAGGUGUUGAUUCUCGUGUUUUAGGCCGAUUUCACACUAGGUUGUGCUUGUUUGUGAUAUUUCGGGUCCUAGUACGUGAAUGGAGGCUUGGGAGCGAGUUUGGGGUCGAUUGGACGAAGAUCGGACGCGUGGCGAGGUGCUAAGGAAGCCGCACGGGCAUUCCUGGACAUCACACGGCCGUGCAACUCACAUUUGUGGCCGUGUGAUUUUCGCCGAGAGCAAACACGGGCAGGAUGGAAAUCCCACACGGCCGUGCGACCCUGGCCGUGUGGGAAGCCUGAAUUUCGACUUAAUGAUACGCCGCGUUUUGACUCACACGGGCAACUGGGUGAGCCACACGGCCGUGUGGCCUGCCCGUGUGAGUCGGGAAUUCCUGGUUUUAACCCAAUUUCGGGCUGCAAAAGAGGGAAUCGGACUUUUUGAGCAAAAACAGAGCCCUAGAGAGAGAAAGUACGAAGAACACAUCCUAGAAGCUAUCUUGGAGCUGGGUUUCAUCAAAUCGAGCUUGGAGAUCGUCAUCGGAGUGGAAAUCAUCAUCCCAGAGCAGAUUCUUCCCAUUGUAAUGAGUAUGACUGCUUUGUACCUUGUUUUCCUCUCUCUCUCUAUGGAGUAGAACCUCUCUCUCACUUGGGGAUGAAGAACCCUAGUUCUAUGUGUUAGGGAUUGAUUGUAAUGACUUGGGAUGGUAUUAUAGUUUGAUUUUAAUCGAAUGAUGCAUGUUUAUUGAGUCAAUUGAUGUCUGAUCAACUUUUCCUGACACCUGCUGCAAUCUGAGAUAGAUAGAAUCUGAUUAGUUUGCUAGAGUCUCAUCAUUCGGUAGUAGGAGAUUGGCUAUACGAGAGUUAGCCAGUUUACUGCUUUGUACUGGAAUCCAAUUCUUCAUACCCAAGUGAGAGAAAGUUCUACUCCAUAGAGAGGGAGGAAAACAGAAAUCAGAGUAGUCAUACUCAUAAAGAUGAGGAAAAUCU